This is a messenger RNA of Hypoxylon fragiforme, 1208 nucleotides long. RefSeq names its product eukaryotic type KH-domain (KH-domain type I). Gene Ontology annotation, molecular function: RNA binding. NCBI's taxonomy places the organism in Eukaryota, Fungi, Ascomycota, Sordariomycetes, Xylariales, Hypoxylaceae. The transcript is spliced from 3 exons. The record is from RefSeq and is a predicted model, not a curated record. Gene Ontology annotation, cellular component: nucleolus. The coding region runs from base 192 to 971 and encodes 259 amino acids.
UUUUUUUUUUCCUUUUCUUAGUUUUACGGCUAAGAAAGUUACCUAACCAUCACCAAAUUCAACGAAUUAAAAAAAAAGAAAGUCUUUCAAUUUCGAAAACUUUCGUAACUGCACUCCUCCGACUAUCUACACUUCGAGCAAUUAUCCGAUAUCAGGAAUCUACCAGGAUACAAUAUUCAACUACCACCAAUAUGCCCGCCCCCACAGCCCUGCUCAAGCAGGUUGACAACACCCCUUCGUCCAACACCCCACUUCCCGAGGUAGAUCAAGAUGAAGACUUUGCGUUAGAAGGCAUGAACGAUCUGCCCGAAGAUGCCAACGCAGUUCUCCAACCAGAAAGGAUGGCGACGGGAGAUCAUGAGAUGGAGAUAGACGAAGAAGACAAGCCGCACUUUGCCCCAGUACAAAACACCGACCCAGCAACCCACAUCCAGUCGCGCAAAGUGACGAUCCCCCCGAACCGCUUCACGCCGCUCAAGAGCGCGUGGCCCAAGAUCUACCCGCCCCUCGUCGAGCACCUGAAGCUGCAGGUGCGCAUGAACGUGAAGCACCGGCGCGUCGAGCUGCGCACCUCCAAGCACACCACCGACGCCGGCGCCCUGCAGAAGGGCGAGGACUUCGUGCGCGCCUUCGCCCUCGGCUUCGACGUCGACGACGCCAUCGCCCUCCUCCGCCUCGACGACCUCUACAUCGAGACCUUCGAGGUCAAGGACGUCAAGACCCUCACCGGCGACCACCUCGCCCGCGCCAUCGGCCGCAUCGCCGGCAAGGACGGCAAGACUAAGUUCGCCAUCGAGAAUGCCUCCCGUACCAGGGUCGUGCUCGCCGAUUCCAAGAUCCAUAUCCUCGGAGGUUUCAAGAAUAUCCAUAUCGCCCGCGAAUCCAUCGUGAGCCUAAUAUUGGGCAAGCCCCCCGGAAAAGUAUACAACAACCUGCGCACGGUGUCUUCACGAAUGAAGGAGAGGUUCUGAGAAUAUCAGGUCAUGCAUUUAUUUACAUUUUUUUUCCAUCUCAGAGGGCGGAGUUUCGGGAGUUAAAAGGGGGAGGGACAACCUGCACGAUUUUUUACUUCCAGUCAAUCAAUCAUCAGACAUGAAUUGAAAAAAAAGGUUGCUUGAUUGAUUAAUCAUUUUUUAUGAAGCCAUUCAUGAAGCAAAACCGUUGGGUAUCAUGAGCUUCAUUAUACAUCAUAUUGUCUUCUGCGAUAG